GAUAGCAGUCGAAGUUGUCCGAUCCGCUCCGCUGUUUACCAGCAAACACUCCCAGAUACAUAAAUUUUUACUUUCGUUUUGGCAGCCACGCAGCAGCUUUACCGACUCUCCUUUGUUUUCUUCGACAGUGUUCAGAGACUGAAGCUGAAAUCAUGAAUAAAUUUGUCUUCGCAGCUCUCGUCGGUCUGUUUUGCCUCCUGGGCCCCUCAGUCGCCAAAGAGUCCUCACCCAAGGUCCAGGUCUACAGCCGCCUACCGGGAGAGUUCGGGAAAAGCAACACCCUCAUCUGUCAUGUGAGCGGCUUCCACCCACCAGAAAUCAAAAUUGAGCUGCUGAGGAAUGGAAUUGAGAUUCCCAACAGCGACCAAACUGACCUGGCCUUUGAGGAGAACUGGCACUAUCACCUGACCAAAUCCGUGACCUUCACCCCACAAAAAGAAGAUCACUUCGCUUGCAGGGUGACUCACAUGAACAAAGAGCCCAAGCUGUACAUUUGGGAGUCAGAUAUGUAGUUCUACGCUCCUCUGUGCUCCAGGUCUACUAAGUCUAAAGGAGGUGGAGAAGAGAGAAGAUUGAGAUGUUCCGUACAUAAUCUUGGGUUUAAAGGACCAGUGUGUAAGAUUUAGUGGCAUCUUGCAGUGAGGUUGCAGAUUGUAAUCAACUGAUUACCCCCCCAAACAUACUCAUAAGUAUGUUAUUAUAUUCCAUUUCUGCCAAGUCUGUUCCACUAGAUGCCACUAAAUCUUACACACUGCACAUUUAAUUUGAAAUUUUGAGCAUCGGCAAAUGAGAGAAAACAUUGCACUUAAAGUCCAUCAGCUGAGUGUGUUUGUAUUCUAACUGACAUUAAAGCUUCAUUAAUUGUUGAGCACAAGAGGGCAGAACGACCCUAAAUCUCAACAAAGAGCCUUAAACCGCAAGAUGAUAUGAGUUCAUUAUGAAAGUUCCGCUGCUGUUGUAUAUUACUGUGUCUAUCCAUGAAUAUUUAGGCUACUGCAAUACAGAUUUACAAAUAUGAAAUCAUUUUGGUUGGAAGAAAUCAAAUUGAUCCUGUGUGCCGCUAUUGGUGUGAAAUGUGUGAAAGAUUUAUGUUUAUAAUUGGCAGUGAGGCUGACUUCAUAUCUUCUUAUAUCCAUGUCAAAUAUAUAUGUUAAUAUAAAAAUGCUCCCUCCAAGUCAAAAUGAUAAAGUAAAAUAAUGAGGUGAGGUGUGAGGUUGGAAUGGCUGCACACAAAAACCAUGCUAACGAGUUGUCAUUUGAUUCAUUAUUCAUAUGAAAAACAUUGUUUCAGGGAGCUUUGAGGUAACUGAUGAUUGGAAAUGUAAAUGUUUGCAUUGCUUUGUGUAUUUGAUGCUUAAUUUCUGAAGACUAAAAUACUUUCAUCUUCUCUAAUGAAUGGAUUUAAAUGAAAAAUUGCUCUUUAUGUUUUCCGCAUUCUAUGACAUAUGAUUAAGAAACGAUUAAGCUUACUUUCUAGUUGAUAUUUCUGCAUAAAGACCUGAGCACGUGCCUUUGUUGUAUCUGAAGCAUAUAUUAAUAGAUCUGAGUUUGAUUGAGCUACUGUUUGGUUAUUUCUAUUGCUCUUUAUUUUUUUAAUAAAUUUGAUCUACUGUA
Messenger RNA from Thunnus maccoyii (southern bluefin tuna), 1614 nucleotides. RefSeq names its product beta-2-microglobulin-like. The coding region runs from base 153 to 512 and encodes 119 amino acids. The record is from RefSeq and is a predicted model, not a curated record. Lineage: Eukaryota; Metazoa; Chordata; Actinopteri; Scombriformes; Scombridae. Gene Ontology annotation, molecular function: MHC class II protein complex binding. Gene Ontology annotation, biological process: positive regulation of T cell activation; peptide antigen assembly with MHC class II protein complex; antigen processing and presentation of exogenous peptide antigen via MHC class II. The transcript has 4 exons. Gene Ontology annotation, cellular component: MHC class II protein complex.